This is a messenger RNA of Salvia splendens (bonfire salvia), 2948 nucleotides long. RefSeq names its product putative pentatricopeptide repeat-containing protein At1g02420. The record is from RefSeq and is a predicted model, not a curated record. The transcript has a single exon. Gene Ontology annotation, molecular function: protein binding. The coding region runs from base 75 to 1571 and encodes 498 amino acids. NCBI's taxonomy places the organism in Eukaryota, Viridiplantae, Streptophyta, Magnoliopsida, Lamiales, Lamiaceae.
GUUUCCGGAAUUAGCUAACGCCGCCGCAAAUUAAAAGCCGAAGCCGCCUCUUUUCUCUACGAUUCGAAGAAGCAAUGCACAGUCUAGUGGCGCAGAGACUCCAACGCCUCUCUCUUUCGCCAUCAUCAACAAGGUACUUGUGUUCAAUCCCUAACCCCCAAAACGACGACGUUGAGAAAAUCUUUCGCAUAAUCACCGCAUCCCCAGACCCAAAAUCUCUGAAACACUCCCUCAAAAAUUCCCAAAUCCCCCUUUCCAAUGACCUAAUCGACCGAGUUCUCAAAAGGGUCCGCUUCUCCCACUCCAAUCCGCUCUCCGCCUUGGAGCUCUACAAAUUGACUUCGAGAAUCAAUGGAUUUCUCCACACCGCUUAUUCCUUUGAUACCAUGCUUUAUAUUCUCGGCAGAGCUCGGAAAUUCGAGGAAAUUUGGGAACUUUUGCUCGAAACCAAGCGAAAAAAUCAAUCUUUGAUAACCCCAAGAACUGUGCAGGUUGUUUUAGCUAGGAUUGCUAAGGUUUGCUCGGUUAGGCAGACGGUUGAGUCGUUUAAGAAGUUUAGGAAGCUUGUCUUGAAAUUUGAUGUGAGUUGUUACAAUGCAUUGCUUAGGACUUUGUCUCAGGAGAAGAGCAUGAGUGAUGCUAGGAAUGUUUAUCAUUCAUUGAAGCAUGAAUUUAGGCCUAAUUUGUAUACCUUUAACAUCUUGUUGGCUGGUUGGAGAUCUUGCGAUGAGGCGGAGGCGUUCUUUGCUGAGAUGAGGGAUAUGGGAGUGGAGCCGGAUUUGGUGUCGUAUAACUGCCUCGUGGAUGUGUUUUGUAAAGGGAGGGAGAUGGGGAAGGCGUAUGAGUUGAUUGGGAGGAUGAGGGAUGAGGGGAUUGAUUUGGAUGUGAUCACGUACACGUCUUUGAUCGGGGGGCUGGGGUUAGUUGGGCAGCCGGAUAAGGCGAGGGAGGUGUUGAAGGAGAUGAGAGAGUAUGGCUGCUACCCUGACGUUGCAGCUUACAAUGCUGUGAUCAGGAACUUCUGCAUAGCGAAGAGGUUAGGGGACGCGUAUGGUUUGAUGGAGGAGAUGGCGGGGGAGGGCUUGAGCCCCAAUGCCACGACUUUUAAUGUGGUGUUGAGGUCGUUGUAUUGGGCGAAUGACUUGAGAGGCUCGUGGGGGUUGUAUCUGAGGAUGAAGGGGAUGGGGUGCUUGCCUAGCACGCAGUCGUGUAUGUUCUUGAUGAGGUUGAUGAGGAGGCAGGAGAAUGUGGGGCUAGCACUUGAGCUGUGGGGUGACAUGGUUGAGAGGGGGUUCGGGUCCUACAUUUUGGUGUCGGACAUGUUGUUUGAUUUGCUCUGUGACGCGGGGAAACUGGAGGAGGCGGAGAGGUGCUUCUUGCAGAUGUUGGAGAAGGGGCAGAAGCCUAGCCAGGUUUCGUUUAGAAAGAUCAAGGUGCUCAUGGAGUUGGCUAGAAGGGAUGAUGCUCUGGCUAGUCUUUCGGAGAAGAUGUCCGCGUUUGGACCUGUGAUACAGAAGCGGAGGAGUGAUGUGGACGAGCUAGAUAGGCCCGUCUCUGGCACUAUGAUCUGAAAGGACGCGUUGUGGUUCAAUUGUACAAGGUUCGACUAAUGGCUUGCUUCUUCUGAAAGAUGUUUUAAGAACAGAUCAUCUCUAUGUAUGUAAUCCCAUCACCCGUGAAUUUGUUGAGCUUUGUGGGCGUGUUAUUCAAAAGGGAGAUCGUUUUGGAUUUGGAGUGAGCAAAAUCAGCGGACAACAUAAAGUUGUCCAUAAUAACCCUGAAUCCGAGUUUCAUGUAUACACUCUUGAAGCAGGAUCUUUGUGGAGAGUCGUUAAAGGCGCUCCCCCUUUUAUGAUUACUGCAACUCCUCCAUUUGUGGUGCACUUUUUAGUGGCAAUCUUCAUUGGUUAGUUAAAAGUGGGACCGAGAUUCCUUAUAUUUGUUGCUUUGAUCUUGAAACAGAAAGGUUUAGCAAAUUUCCCGCAUCCUCAUAUGGAAGGCACAUAUACAAACGAGUUGAGGUCGUUUAGUUAUGUUGCAAGUGGGGGUUGGUUGUAUGGUUUGGUGGAUUGCCUAUAUAAUGUGGUUGUUGAAGGAAUAUGAAUAGGUCAGAAAAAUGUUGGACCAUAGUACAACUCGUCAUGGAAAAGCCUUAUUAUGGACAAUACGGCAUGGUGGAAAAGCCAUAUUAUGGAAAAUAUGCCAUGCAUGCUCGUCUUUUUUUAUUAUGCUUACGGAGAGAGUGGUUGUAAACCUAUCAAAAUUUACAGAAAUGGUGGCAUAUUGAUGUCCUUCGAACUGAGAUAGGGUCUGAUGGGUCCUCUCUUCAUGCUCUAUCGCCCUCCAUGUAGAGGUAUCUGAAUUGCAAAGUGUGUGGAGGAUGGAGAUACUCAUCUCUUUAUCAUCGUCACUGGGAGCAGUCCUUAUGAUCUCGUAGAGGCUGGGAAUUCCAGCCUGUGUUGAGUUUAUUAAACUCAAUUACUUCACAAUUAAGGAAUUUUAAGUUUAUUAAAGUAUUAGAAGCUUGGUGAACAUUAUGGAGAAAUUAAGAAAAUAUGAGAUUAUGAUGAGGUGGCCGGAGGAUUCUAGAAGAUUAAAAGUUGUCAUGCAACUUGUAAUUAUUAGAAUUAUCUAGCUCCAUGCAUUAACCGACAUAGAGAGAUAUUAGCAAUAUUAUAUUUAGAAAGAAGAUAGCUAAAAUUCUCUAGAUGUGGUAAUAUCGGUUAAGAACCGGCUUAGACUUUCUAUAUAUAUUGGCACUAGGCCAUUUUGUAGAAUGUGUACACAAGAGAAAUAUAAGAAAGAGAAAUAUAAGAAAGUGCGUGUGAAAAUAGUGAGAAAAGAGUCGUAGCUUAUAGUUAGAAAGAAAGAGAGAGUUUUGUAGUGCGGUAGCACUUUUGUAUGAGUGUAUUUUGUCGUUCCUUUUUAAUGAGAAGUUUUUAAUCCCA